AGCGAAUCCUUGCGCAAUCGCGACCAUUUACGACGGGAAAGCGUGAGUAUUGCUGGAGUCAGAGGCGACGGGCACGACGAGGCGGCCGACGCCUGGGCCGCAGCGAUGGGCCUGCAGUAGCGGCCCAACACUCCAUCGAAGGGGCUUCUGGACUUCCCCCACAUAAUUGUCGUCUGCCAGAACUAAGAUGACUGUAAUUAAUGACUGGGUGACUGGUACCAAAUUCGGCGGAUGGGUGCAAAGAUGCCGGGAGUCGCGCCGCCUCGUUUUGGUCAUCGUCGCCAUAGCACUUCUUUUGGAUAACAUGCUACUCACAACAGUCGUGCCCAUUAUCCCGGAGUUCUUAUAUGACAUAAACCAUCCAGACGCACCACUAGGAUCAGCAAGGAUGAUGACUACUACUACGACAACAAGUACUUUCCCUCCUUGUCCUUGUGAACAAUUUAAUCAAAGUGCCAACAAUAAUUCGUCGACAACACCAACAAGUGUAGAUAACUAUAAUUAUACCACGAUAGAUCCCGAGGAGGAGGAAAGAAAGCUAAGGCACAAAGAUUUGGUGCAGGAAACUGUUCAAGUGGGAAUAAUGUUUGCCUCGAAGGCAUUUGUGCAGUUACUGGCCAAUCCCUUUGUUGGUCCUUUAACUCACAAAAUUGGCUACAGUAUUCCCAUGUUCGCAGGUUUCAUCAUAAUGUUUCUGUCUACAAUAAUUUUUGCGUUUGGUAGAAGCUAUAGUGUAUUAUUCAUAGCAAGAGCCCUUCAGGGUAUUGGAUCGUCUUGUUCCAGCGUAUCGGGUAUGGGAAUGCUUGCAGAGAGGUAUCCAGAUGACAAGGAAAGAGGAAAUGCGAUGGGCAUAGCUUUAGGAGGACUCGCUUUGGGAGUUCUAAUUGGACCUCCGUUUGGUGGUGUCAUGUACGAAUUUGUAGGAAAAUCGGCGCCAUUUUUAAUUCUUUCGGCGCUGGCCCUUGGAGAUGGGCUGCUUCAACUUUUAAUGCUACAACCGUCAGUUAUAAGGCAGGAAUCAGAUCCACCAUCACUUAAAGCUUUGGUUACAGAUCCAUAUAUCAUUAUAGCGGCCGGUGCUAUAACUUUUGCCAAUAUGGGGAUCGCAAUGUUAGAACCAUCGCUUCCUAUUUGGAUGAUGGAUACCAUGGGAGCCGGAAGAUGGAAACAAGGCGUUACAUUUCUCCCUGCAAGCAUAUCAUACCUAAUUGGUACAAAUUUAUUCGGUCCUUUAGGACAUAGAAUGGGCAGAUGGUUAGCUGCUUUAUUAGGAUUGAUUGUAAUAGGUGUAUGUUUGAUGUUGAUACCUUUAGCGAAAAAUAUCAACCAUUUGAUUGUUCCAAAUGCUGGGCUUGGUUUUGCCAUCGGUAUGGUCGACAGCUCCAUGAUGCCAGAAUUGGGUUAUUUGGUGGACAUUCGACACACUGCAGUUUAUGGAAGCGUAUAUGCCAUCGGUGACGUUGCUUUUUGUUUGGGUUUCGCUAUCGGUCCUGCGAUGAGCGGAACGUUAGUUAAGACAAUUGGUUUUGAAUGGAUGCUAUUUGGAAUAGCCAUUUUGAAUUUCAUGUAUGCUCCGUUACUGUAUUGUUUGAAGAGUCCACCAACUAAAGAAGAAAAACGAUCGCUGUUAAUGGAAGAAAAAUCAUCAUCCGUAAGAUAUGUGACAUACCAGAAUGAUGACGAUGAUGAGUAGCUGGAAAAUGUUUAAUAUAUAAAGAGUAGUUAAUUAUUGUAAAAAAUCACAAUAUAAUGUUAGCAACAUUGUACAAAAAAGAGAUUAAUUAAGAAAUUGAUAAAAAAACAUUGUAAUAUGUUUCUAACUUCAACAUUCAACAACAUUUUUUUCUGUUUCGUAAUUUGUUCUUUUAGGUUGUUCACUUUGUGUUUUCGCAUAAAUGAUAGGAGUACGCGCAAAUAUUUUCAAAAUUGAUUUACAAGGGUCUCCGUUUUGGAUUAUCGUGAAUGGCUGCACGUAAUCCUUUCCUUGUAAUUUUCGGAAACGGGGCAAUAAGGCGCCUUUGACUAUUCGGGAUUAAAAUGACAUUUAAAAAUUAAAUUAAACAGUUCUCCUAUCGAGGCCCGAAAAAUGAUUGCCAAGUACAUUAUAAAGUAUAUUCAUUAAUGUCUAUAUAACUAUUAAACUUAGUAAAAAAUUAGACGUAAAACAGUAUCAGUAGAGAAAAAAAUAUCAUUCUACGAGAAUUGCUGAGCCAAUCAAAAAUCUAUAUGGGCUAUCUGGUAUGCAGUAAGGGGACCUUAGUGUUGCUUAUUAUUAUAAAUAAUAAACAUAUAACCACUCAGCUAUAUCUGUUGUGUUUUAUGUAUAAUGACGAUUGAAAUAAAUCGUCUUCUCAAAUAUCAUAAUCUGAUGUGAAACUCAGAAAGAUUAUUGCUAGAAGACAAUAAUCUCUGUCCCAACCUAAAUAACAAAAAAAAUUGUAAUAAUUUUUUGUUUCGAAGCUGGUGAGGGUCCGAAAAAAAUGGGCAAUGUUGCGACGGCAUGUUGCCUCAUCACUAUUUUUACUAAACAUUAGGGCCAAUGUUAGGUACCUGGUUUAAACGUAGGUAGCUUGUUGUUGCAUGCUAGUUAUUUUAUGAUCGACAUCUAUUAAGAUCAUUGUUAAAUCUGUUCUAGGUGGUAAAUAAAUGUUUGAUGUUCAUAUCCAAUCUCUGGUGCAAUAUUAAAAUAAAAUAACUCCAUAAGUAAAAAACA
Molecule: messenger RNA, 2713 nt
Organism: Psylliodes chrysocephalus
Lineage: Eukaryota; Metazoa; Arthropoda; Insecta; Coleoptera; Chrysomelidae
Source: the annotation of a GenBank genome assembly